UUUCCCUCCCCCUCGCUUUCUCUUUGUCACUAUUUCUAUCUCUGUUGUGACUUUCGAAUAUACUUAUCAAAAAUAUUUUAUUAAUCUACUUUGUGUAUCUACAGUGCAUCUCUGUUUCUAUUACUCUUUUACUCUCUCCUAAUCUAAAUUUCUUCUCUGUUAUAUUAUCAAAUUUUGUUGCCUUUUCACUCUUUCUUCCCUAUCAUCCAGAGGCACAUUAGAAUUUCAAGAACACAAUCAUAACAAUAACAAUAUCAACAGCAACAACAGCAACAACGACAACAACAACAAAAUCAACAGCAACAACGACAACACAGCGAUAACAUCAACAGCAGCAGUAACAGGACAUGACAAGAGUGAUUGUUGAAGUGACGAAGAAAUCGCGAGACUAAAAAACUAAAAAAAGAAAAAAACAAAGAUGGUGCAAUUGAAAGAGUUUACUAUAGAAGAAGUACAGAAGACAAAGGGUACCGGAAAAGUACUAAUAAUUCUACACGACAAGGUCUACGAUGUUACAGAAUUUUUGAACGAACAUCCAGGCGGUGAAGAAAUUCUUAUCGAUCAUGCGGGAAAAGAUGGUACAGAAAAUUUCAAUGACGUCGGCCAUUCUCAAGAUGCUCUUGAUCUAAUGAAUAAAUAUAAGAUAGGCGAACUCAUAGAAUCACAGAGAACUAAUAAGCCUUUAAAAAAAGGUUGGGUCGCCGGUUAUAAUAACAAACAACCAGAAAAGGAAAAAUAUGUUAAGGGACCAGGAGCGCCAUUUUAUACCCUAAUCGCCGCCAUUAUGCUUUUAGCUGCCAUUAUAUUUUACAAUAUGUCAUGAUUAUCGUAAGAUAAAAACGAUAACGAUUAAUUAAUAUCAUUAUCAUAAUCAUCAUUAUCAUUAUCAUUAUUAAUAUUGUGAUUUAGCGUUUCAUGUUUGUAUAAAUAAAAAGAGAAUAAAAUAACAAAAAAAAAAAGAAAAGAAAAAUAAUUUUAGCAUGUUUUAGCAAAGAAUUCUGCAUUGUUGCGAUCGAGAAAAAAUCAUUUUAACACACAUGCACGCGCGAUAUGUAUAUACAUAUACACACACGACAUAUAUAUAUAUAUAUAUAUAUAUAUAUAUAUAUAUAUAUAUAUAUAUAUAAACAUGCAGCUAUUUUAAAAUCGUUUCGUAUCACUUAUAAUCAAUAAUAUACAAACGUAUUAUGUACGUACCUGUAAGUAAAAAAAGGGGUAAUUUACGAUGAAUAUGUCUAAGUAUGAGUUAGUUUUUUUUUCUUUUUUGUUGUGUUCAUAAUUAUUCUUUAAGUGUUUAUAAUGUUUCAAGUCAUUACAAAAUUGACUACUAUAAAUUAGAUACAUGCAUAGGUUGUAAGAAAUAAAUCUAUUAUUAUGAAAAAUGGUGAUUGGACAGUUUUACUGUCUUGUACAGCUAACUGUUGUUGGUAACGAAUACGUUAUUUAUCAUUUCAUCCAUUAAAAUUACAUGAUAGGAUGACUUCUAUCUACCCUCUUUUUCUCUUUGUCAAUCAUCCUUAUGUAUAUGCAUACAUAUAUAUAUAUGUAUGUAUAUAUAUAUAUAUAUGUAUGUAUAUAUAUAUAUAUAUAUGUACGCAUAUAUAUAUACUCAUAUUUAUACUACACAUACAAUAUAAAUGUAGUAAUUCAUUAGAAAUAAAGAGAACAAAAACGAAACGAAGUUGAAAACGUCCAAGAGUUUAAAAAAAAUCUCUUACCAUGAUCGAUGAAAUGACAUAUAACUAAUUUGUGUGUGUAUGUGUGUGUAUAGUGUGAGAGAGAAAGAGAGAGAAAGAGAGAGAGAGAGAGAGAGAGAGAGAGAGAGAGAGAGAGAGAGAGAGGGGAGGAAGGGAGAGCGGGAAAAAUUGGACGUAUGUACGUUAACGAAGACGAACGGUCCCUCGUCGUAGCUAGCCAUGUGUACAAAUUUAACAACCAACAGGGAAUUUCGCGAAGAAAAAUGAAAGAA
Messenger RNA from Vespa mandarinia (Asian giant hornet), 1969 nucleotides. Its product is annotated as cytochrome b5. The record is from RefSeq and is a predicted model, not a curated record. Gene Ontology annotation, molecular function: heme binding. Gene Ontology annotation, cellular component: membrane; intracellular membrane-bounded organelle. NCBI's taxonomy places the organism in Eukaryota, Metazoa, Arthropoda, Insecta, Hymenoptera, Vespidae.